Schistosoma rodhaini is the source of this 6722-nucleotide messenger RNA. The record is from the annotation of a GenBank genome assembly. Lineage: Eukaryota; Metazoa; Platyhelminthes; Trematoda; Strigeidida; Schistosomatidae.
GUUUAAAAAACGGAGAUUUUUGAAUAUCCUGUCGAUCUGAUCAGAAAAAUGGCGAAAAAGUUAAUAAUUGUGAAGGAAAAAAACGAAAAUUUAAAAUCUGUACCUUGUGAGUUGAAGUGAAUAUUGAGCAUAUGAAAAUCCCCAACUUCUGGUCUGGCGCCGGGUACGGUUGUAAGUUCUGUAGCAGCUUUCCUCACUGACAUUACAUGCCUUCCAAGUACACAAAUUACCUUCUAGCUAGACGUGAACCGCUAUAGUUCAUUCACUGUGUUUACUUUCCUUACGUGCUUGAUACUUGCUUCGCUCUAAAUAAUGUUCCAAAGUAUAUGAUACACAUGCCACUAUUUGAAAAUAUCCGAAAAUGUGUUUGUCGAAGACAUGGAUUGUCUCGUCGCCUAACCAGAGUGUUAUUCAAUGUAAAGAUUAAUGAAUCUUUUAAAUCACAGAAUAUACCGUCACAAAUUCGAGAUUUAUUGGUUUACAUUGCUCGUGAGGGAGUAGCUGUAACGGAUUUGUUCAGAAGACCUGGAAACCAACAAGAUAUGAAAAAGAUUAUCUCCGACCUUGAAGCCGGGAGACCAAUUAGAUGGACAGAUUACAACUUUUAUACCCUUGCAAAUAUUGCCAAACGGUAUUUGCUGCAUAUUGAGGGCGGGAUUUUGGGUCCUAAAUCUGAAGAGCAACUGCUUUCUACUCUUGACAUUCCAGAUGAUCAAGCCCGCAUCGAAGCAAUGCACUGUGUGAUUGUUUCCCAACCAAAGCCUGUUCAGCAGUUACUUGCUCUACUAUUCGGCAUCUGGUUUCGAAUGAUCUAUCAUACUGAAGUUAAUGCUAUGUCUGUGGAAGCUGUUGCUAAAUCUGUUGCCGGGUCUGUUUUCCCCAGCUGCACGACUACCCCAAGAAAAGUUGAACGAGCAUCAAAAGUUAUGGAAUAUCUCAUAACUGGCUUUGCCUCUGCUGAUCUCUUCAGUCGUGAGCUUAUUGAAUACUUCACAUUAGAAACGAAAACUAGCAUCUCGAGAGUGGAGAAGUUCAAGUACGAGUUUCGAUUUCCUAAAGACGUACCAAGAGAAAAAUCUGUGCGUCUUUUCGUUCGAAUGCUAUUAGAAGAAGGUAGAAAACAUGGAUUUCAUCUGAUUAAAGAUGCCGUAUCCAAGGAGGUUUUUGAAAAAGCGGCCUGUAAUAACAUAUCCACUCCAAACAGUGCAAUGAACUCAGGAUCUAAUCAGGCCACUUCUCGUCUAGAUGAUAAUUUGCUAGUUGAAAAUAUCCCACCGAAUGUUUCGUAUAUUCAGAAUAUCAGUUCCACACAAAAUACUGGGAGAUUUGACAUAUUAAUUGCUCCUAUUCAGCAAACAUCAGAAAAACGUACAUGUGUUACUACGACACCUAUUGGAAAAACCUCUCAUCAUACCACUCCAGUAGUCAAUUUAGAUCCAUUAAACUCACAUGAUUUUUCAAAUCCAACAACAGUUAUUAAUUCAGAUAAUUCAUCCAAGAAUUUCAAACCUCCCUCUGUUGUUUCAUCCAUUCCAUCAGUUGGGAAUAAAGAAUCUAAUGCUAAAUUAAAGAGUGCAACCUAUGGAACACCAUCUUCUCAAUCAGUUUGUUUUAAUUCUGUUAAACGACGUCAGUUGGAACGCUUACAAAAACGUUCUGAUUGGUUUCUUAGUCCCCCAGCUGGCUUACGCUCAUCGACUGGUUUAAUGCACUUGAAUCCUAGUACUCCUGGAACUGUACACGGUUCAAUACCCCAAAUUCAUAAUAAAUUAAACACAUCUCAAACUAAUAAUAAUAAGUCUAACUUCAGAAACUAUCCUAUUGUAUCUACUGAACCACAUUCAUUAUCCGAUCUUGAUUCAUCUUCACUAAUGGACAUUGAUCUGUCUGAGGAUGCGACAACAACAAACGAUUACAUCCAAAAUCUAAGUCAGUUCAACAUUAAUGGGAAUGAUGUUGAUGUGAAUGAUAUUGGACAUUUAGUAUUCACCGCUCCUGAACGUAUAUGGAAUUGUAGUAGUAAUAGUAGCAGUAGCGGCGACCCAAAUAAAUUAUUAUCAACUAUGACAGGCGGUUGUAAACGUCAUUCGCAUACACUUUCUACACCUGAACAUACAAUGCCACUAACUACUGCAAGUUCACCUAAUUGUCCGUUGCCUCCACUGUCGACGUCAAUAACAACAAAUUGUUUUAAAGAUUAUCCAGUCAAAUGUUCUUCUUUUCAACCAGCAGUAGUUGAAGAAAAAGAAAACUAUCCAGAGGUUGAAAUACGAUAUUAUAUUGUUGAACGAUAUUAUGGUCCGGAACCUCGACCACCACCAUCAAGUAUUCAACAACGUCCUGUUAAUUACGGUCAAAAACUACCCACCUAAUUUCAUUAAUGUAAUAUGUACAGGUUCAACGAUAUCUAUGGUGUAUAUUUCAAUCACUUGAUAUGUUCUUUUUUUCAUACACAUGAACAUAUUCGUUUAUACACUAAUCACCUGUAUGUAAAAAGUAGUAAUUUUCUUGUGUUUUAUAAACUACAAAACUUCCUUUUCUUUUGUUUCGCCAUUAUUCUUCCUUUUAUUAUUAUCAUUAUCUACUUCUUGGUUUUCACUUUACCUUUUUAUUAGUUUGAUGCACAUUCGUGAAAUUAUUGUAUUAUUCACACAAUGUGCCUACUACUGUACACUCCAAAGAGAUCUGCACGUUCUUAAUGAUAAUAUUUGUCUAGUUACCUGUUGAAUUACUUUUCUUCGGAAAGAGUCUAGAUAGGACCACCGAAGGAGAGGAAUGAAGCAGAUGGCAACAACGAAUGAUGCCUGAUUCUGUGUAGAUAUAUAUUUACCAUCAUUGUUUGUUUGUUCACUUUUCCAAGUAGAAAAGGCAAUUUAGGUUUUUCUUCAACUAACAUGAACUAACCAAAAAAGUCCAUAAAAAUGAACAAUGAAAUAACUCACUUGUUUCCCUAUAAUUUUACGCAACAGUGCGUUUUAAUGUUUUUCCUCCCUACUAUAUACCACUUAACCACAAGUAGGUUAUGACUUUUGCCCGUUUUGUUUUUCUUUUGAGAAAUUACAAAAAUAAACACCGAUAUUCAUUUAUUUUUUUGAGAUCAUUUUUAUUCUUGCUGUAUUAUUCGUUUUUAGCAAGUUUUCAUGUCGUUUUAUCACUAUUUUUAGUUAUCAUAUUUUAUUUGUCCAGAUUGCCUUUUUCGUACCUUUUAGUGUCUCAUCCACGACUUCUUGUUACUGUCUGUAUCUGUUAGAUUUUUCUUCUCUAAUCAAUUGCUUUUUUUAUGUCUCAGUUGUUGUUUACAGUCAAUUUAGGCCAAUACAUCUGUUUUUAUGUCUGCUCUCAAACAUAAACACAGACACAACCAUAAUCACUUGUUUUCAAGAAUGAUGGCGGCGUUCUGUUUUCUUGUAUGUUCAGUACCUGAUGUAUUAUUGUUUGUGUUGCCUUAAGAUUACUCAGUGAAUUUUUUUAUAAUCAAGAAACAGUUCAUUUUGCUUCUUAUUUACAUUGUGAACCUCAAUUUGUCCUGAGUAUGCACGUGUACCAAUUUUACUUGCCUUCAUUGUUAUUAGUAACAGUAAUAGUACUUCUCUGGUUUAUUAUGUCAGUAUUGAUUUAUUGUUUUCAACUGUUGUGUAAUUCACAAUCAAUGCUUUACUUGAUAGUGUUUUUAUUUUUUCGUCGUCAGUUCUCGAUAUUAUAAAUAUUUUUAUACUUUCCGAAUAAAUCAACUACACAGAUCUAUUUUGUGAUAGGUCAUUUCUUUAUGUCCACUCUUUUUACACCAUAUAUAUAUAUAUAUUAAAGAGAUACGAACGCAAUUAAUUUAUGUGAAAACAUUUUAUGCAAAUAAUUUUCUUCGUAAACAUUAUUCUCGAUAACCUGUUUUCUUACAUAUUUACCUGACUGUUUGCUUAUCUGAUACACUAUCUAUCCAUUACUCGCUGAUAAAUCUGUUAUUUGUUUUUACGUUGGUUCGCAUUCUGUUUCGUUUCGUUUUCACGAAAAGUUAUAAAACACAGUUCUUGUUUAAAAAAAUUAUGUUUGGUUGACAUUUCUUACGACCAUUUUUUUAGUCGUGACCACUUUUAUUAUUACCACUUUAAUGAGAAUUGAAAUUUGAUAUGCAUUUGUGUAAUAGUGAAGCCUAGAAUUACUAUUCUUAGUCUAUUUGUCAUUGUUAAAUAAAUUGGGCAAAUGUUGCAUUUACAUUUGGUAUUAGUUCAGUCAUCUAGUAUGAGGUUUGAUAUAAUGUUAGGUAGUUUUAAGCAGCCGUCAAGGAACCAAAGAUCUAGGCUUUGUGCUAGUUAGCGCUUACCAUCAGGGCGUACCUAUAAGCUUGACAGACUCAUGCUUUACACGGUAUUCAGACCAGCCCCAUGUUCACCGUUCUGGACGUAACCUUCGGGUUAAUCGGGUGAUGACUGACCUGUAGGAGUAAAAUAUCUGCAACUAAUCUGGUCACAGCGCCAUGUUUGUAUAAUGCUUAAACGCUUAUCGAAUUCUGUCUAUCAGGUUAGUCUAGCCACUACUUUAAAUGACAAGAUAUCGCUUGCACUAUGUUUAGGUGCAAAUAGGUUGUUAUAUCUGUUUUUCGAUCUAAUAUCAUUUCUGUAGUUGUGACUAAGUCAUAACAAAAGCAUGAUCUAUUCAUUGCCAGUGUCGUAUAGUAAUUUGACAAUUCUGAUUGACUGGAAUACAUGCCAAUGCUUAUUUCUGAUUAUUUACAGACACCACUACAGUGGGUAUAGUCAAUAAAAUGUUUGAAAAGUAUCAUUUAUUGUAUUUGUUGAUUUCGAAGUGACGAUACACGCAUAUGUUUGUUAAGUUCGAAUGAUCGUCAAGAUAAAUGCUCUUAAUAAAUCAGUGAUAUAAAUGUUUCGGUGAGAUUUCUGAUUGCUUAUCACAAAUGAUGACUAUGCUAUUCCAUAGUAAUUGUAGUGGAGAUGAAUUAUCUCUAUAUGUUCAUCAGCUAAUGAUAUACUAUUUAUAACUUACAAACUCAUUAUUGACAUCUUGAGUAUUAAUAAAAGUUAUGGAAGUGUUAAACCUUACAAAAUGAACCAAUGAUUACAUUUCACAGUCGCUUAGUUUUUAUUUCAAUCUAUGAACUGGAAAAUAUAUUUUCAUUUACAUUAAAUGCUGAAAUCUACCUAAAAGAUUCUAUAAUCGUCAGGGUUGAACGGGGUAAAUGAAUAAUAAGGGAUUUGUAUUUCUGAAAUCCGUCGGUAUAUAGUGUUGUAAGACAUUUAUAUGUGACAUUUAGUUAAAUACUGAAGCUAGUUAGUUCCAUCGCAUUUUUAGCGUCGUUCAGCACAGGACGUACAUUUGAAUAAAAUUUCAACUAAUACACUACAUCACGAAGCACCAACUUGGAAUCCUGAAUGGAAAGAGGAAUGGCAAAAACACAGUUGAGAAUCUGAAGCAGAGAUGAAUAGCAACUGGAAAGGAUUGCCCGUGAUAGAGUUGGAUGGCGGGCGGUCUAUACUCAUCCAUGAGGGGUAACAGGUAUAAGUAAGUAUAGUUUGGAGGUACAGUUAUUCAUAGGAUGUGUUGUCAUUCCUAGAACGAUCUGACACGGUAAAGUGUACUCCGUUUUCUACUAGGCUUCUAAACUUUGAGAAUUAAUUCACUUUUCAGUCUUUAAACGACACGGUUGAAAAACUAACAGACUUGACCUAAUAGGAAAAAUUCAAUAUCAUCAACGACAUAAAACUGGACGAUUGACAUCACCUCGAUUUGUACAGACUUUAAUAACCAGUCAGUUUGUAUCAUUUGCCUAUGUCAGCAGACAAAGUUUGAUAAUGUAGACGUAGGUUGGGAGAAAGCUAAAGGCGACCAAACCUAAACGUGGCAUUAGUUCUCGAAGUCACUGACUGGUAACCAUCAUUAUAUUUAACUAGCUCUGUGAUUCGAAGCUAGUACGUUUGCUUCCAUUAAUAAUUUCUCAAGACCUCGGUAAUAUGUUAUUCAGCUGCUAUAAGUUUUAUAUAGUCUUAGUGCCCAUGUGAUUUCAAUUGUUUUCAAUCUAUUUAGGUUCUUUCCACUGUAAAAAGAACACAGUGGUAGCCAAUGCCUCCUCGCUGUGUUUCACUUUCUUGGUCGAACGAGACCAAACUGUAGUGAAAUUUAUUGUAUGUAGAACAAACUAUGAAUGUUGUACAGUAGCUCAUGAAAAUCGUUAGUCAAUGUGCCCUAAACUCGAACAGUUGUCAGAAGAACUUGCUUCUAAAAAAUUUUAUAGGUAACAGUGCAUUUUCUGUAAAACUAUUAGAAGUAGUAUGAAUAUAUUCAUAUUUAGGCAAAUGAGGUUGUGUAACAUUUGUACCAUAUUGAAAUAGGUGGACUAGUAAUAAAUCGUGCGAAACAAUGAAACUAUCAUUAGUUCCAUUGACGAAUGUUCUUCAACAAAACAGACUCUGCUCAUGAGCUGAAAAGUGGAUUUAUAAUUACCAUGUCAUUUCAAUGUCAGUGUUAGCUCAUCGUUAAACUAUAAUUACACUAACUUUUCAAUAAAUGAAAUGUAUAUACAUUAAAAAGAAUAAUUUGUUUUAGAAAUAUAUAUCCAUAUAUAACGUAAUUUUAUCAUGGAUAUUAUACAGCUAGAUGAAACAAUUAUUGUUUCCCGACAGAAAAAUAAAUAAUCAUCCCAGACAUUUUGAUGUGUUGCUUUUUUCUGUGGUGGUGCAUUAAUUUGUUUCUUUUCUGAUCAAUUAAUUUGC